Messenger RNA from Pollicipes pollicipes, 366 nucleotides. Its product is annotated as ribosomal RNA processing protein 1 homolog A-like. The transcript is spliced from 2 exons. Bases 1 to 366 code for a protein of 121 amino acids. NCBI's taxonomy places the organism in Eukaryota, Metazoa, Arthropoda, Thecostraca, Pollicipedomorpha, Pollicipedidae. The record is from RefSeq and is a predicted model, not a curated record.
AUGUACGGCAUCCAAGCCACAGACGCGGACGGCAUCAAAGCCGAAGCCGCGGACGGUAUCCAGGCGACAGACGGGGACGGUAUCCUGGCCACAGAUGGGGACGGUAUCCAGGCGACAGACGGGGACGGUAUCCUGGCCACAGACGGGGACGGUAUCCAGGCCACAGACGGGGACGGUAUCCAGGCCACAGACGGGGACGGUAUCCAGGCCACAGACGGGGACGGUAUCCAGGCCAAAGACGGGAACAGUAUCCAGGCGACAGACGGGGACGGUAUCCUGGCCACAGACGGGGACGGUAUCCAGGCCACAGACGGGGCCGGCUAUCCGGACAUCCUGGCCACCAUCGCGAUGUCGAACAGCUGCUGA